Molecule: messenger RNA, 795 nt
Organism: Bombina bombina (fire-bellied toad)
Lineage: Eukaryota; Metazoa; Chordata; Amphibia; Anura; Bombinatoridae
Exons: 6
Coding region: 28-690 (220 amino acids)
Source: RefSeq, a predicted model, not a curated record
GUAGGUUUUUAGGAAAUUGCCUUAAGAAUGCUGCUCUUCAUUUUAUCUUCAUACAUAAGCUACGUUUUGCAGAACAGGAACACUCUGAUUCAUGGCCAAGAAACAAAUGAUCCUCCAAUAAUAUCUGUUAUGCCAAGUAAAAUAGUGGCAGGAGAUAAUGUGACAAUACGAUGUGAGCAAACAAUGCACAGCCAAAAAGUACUUCUGUAUAAAAAUGGAAAACCCUUCUUGGAACAGCAAUCGGAUGGACAAGCUGUUGAAUUUCAUAUAACCAAUAUAAAGCUAAAAGACCAAACAAAUUACUUCUGCAUGAGAAAAUCAGAUUCCAGAUUAAGCGACAGCAUCUACAUUAAGGUACAAGGAAAACCACAGAACUCAACAACGAAUAAUGUGCCACUCGACAUCACCACCAAAAAUGAAGACUAUAUAUGGAUCUUUUCCACGACAUUAGUAGAUCCGUCCUCUUCAGAUCCAUUCACAGUUUCCUAUUAUCCAGAGAACAAUGGAACCAUCACACAAGAUGUUGAUUACACCACUAUAAACAUAAUUCGCGUCACAAUAGCUGCCGUUUUGUUUUUGUUUAUAAUUGCUGUUCUAAUGGAAUAUUUCUGCUACAAUAAGCGCAAAAAGAAACAGAAGUUUGAAGCAACUCAAGAGUUGUACCUUGAGGACCGUUAUAUUUACAGUUAAAAAAAAAACAAAAAAACUUUUUUUCUCUAAGGGAAUUUUAAUCGUCUGAGUUUGUCAUAUAAAAUGUUUAUCUAUAUGUAGUAAAAAAGAAACGUUGCAAUAUAA